This is a messenger RNA of Scutellospora calospora, 1407 nucleotides long. The record is from the annotation of a GenBank genome assembly. Lineage: Eukaryota; Fungi; Glomeromycota; Glomeromycetes; Diversisporales; Gigasporaceae.
AUGUCUGUCGCUCCUCCGAGUAUUACGUUUUCUACUUCUCUAGGAAUCACGUCUGCUAUUUCUUCAGGUGUCAUGUCAACUGCUCUUCCAGACACCACGUCCACUACCUCACUAGAUGUUAUAUCUGUUGCCUCUAUGAAUAUCAGGCCUGUAUCCUUAGCCUCUGUGGACACUUCUCCUUUAGUUGUUACAACUUUAAAUCUCUCACCUGAUGAAAAACGAAGUUUACUUUAUAAUUUAAAGGGUCUAUUGGAAAUUCCAAUGGAUGAUUUUGAUGAUAAUUGGUGGCCAUUGGUUUCUAAUAUUUGGACGAAAUGGGAUUCAUAUAAGCAUGCGGAUGGUGAUAUUCGGAAGGUUUUUGCCUGCCAUUUUAUGAAACACCGGGAAUCAAGUACUCGAAAAAAAGAGAAUAUUCUAAAUGAAAAACAUCGAAUAACAAAAACAAGGCCUUCUGAUCUGUGCCAUGCAAAGGUUAAAGUUUCUUGGUUAAUCACUUCAAAAGUGGUCAUCAGAACUUUAGUUGAAAAUGAGGCAAUAAAAAAUUAUUCACCUCAAGCAAUCACGGCUGCUGUCAAAGAAUAUGCAGCGACUAAGUUAGGUCUUGGUGCAAGUGUUCGUGAACUAAAUCGUAAAGAAGUAACAAACAUUAAGUAUAAGGUUCGCGGGCCUAUGGAGGCUCACCUUAUUGGAAGUUCAGAUCUGAAAUCAGAUAUUUCAGAAGCUAUAACUUAUUUAAAAAACCAGGGGUAUCUUGUAGAAAAUUAUCGUGUACCUAGCAGUCUACUAAAGAUUCAACGCACAAAACCAACCGAUAUGACUGGCGUCUGUUUACUCUUUAUAUCUGUGAUACUUUUGGAUGUUGGAAUGUGGAGGUCCGAAUCUGAAAGUGCCGCCUUUAACUAUCAUAUUAAUAAAGUGUCUGCUUAUAGUGUUGAAGACGAUAUUCUUAAGGAAAUUCACAAGUUCCCCCUUCCAUUCCAACAUCUACUUAUUAAAGAGGCCUGUGCUGUAAUAAAUAGGCUUAAAAAAGGAAAAGGUGUGCUGGGUUUGACCUCUCUUGAUUGUCACUGCUUGUUUCGCAAUCGAUAUUUGUUGCCAUGUAAGCAUAUUUUUUAUGAACACAUGUAUAGUAAUAACUUGUUGACUACUGAUAUAUGGAAAAAAUUUCAAGAAACAUUUGAAGAAAGUGAGUUUGAGGUAUAUGUAAGUCAGGAAUCAUUUGUGGAAUAUGUACAGAGUGAACAACAAAAAAGUGCUGAAAAUCGAAGAAUUGCAGUGGUUGAAUUAACUGAAAGAGUACGUGAUAGGUACUGGUGUGUUGAAGAAACGGGUAAUGUUGAAAGGGUAGAAUCUUAUAUUUCUAUGUUAGAAACUUCCUUAAAUCCAAUUAUCUUACAAUUUAAUUAA